AUGGCCGGACUUAACCACCUCACCAUUCUCAUUACACUAGCAGCCGCCAUUGCCAUCUCCCUUUCCUUCCACCCUCACACAUCAACAGCCUCGGCGGCUGACGUGGACGACGACGUGGAGUACUACACCCUCGACAACCCGACCACGACGAGGUUCCGGUCGCGGAGCCUGUUCCUGAACGAGAGGAUCAGGAAAGGGAUGCGCUGCUCCCCCGGCGGCGGCAACAUCUGCGACGGCGUCCCCGCAAACAACGGGACCAGCCUCCUCUACUGCUGCAAGAACAACUGCCGGAACGUGUACCAGGACGAGAACAACUGCGGCGCGUGCGGGAACAAGUGCGGCUUCGGCCGCAGCUGCUGCAACGGCGCGUGUAUCAGCCUGGCGUAUGAUACCAACCACUGCGGGGAGUGCAACCAGCGGUGCUCUCCUGGCCAGAAGUGCGAGUACGGCUCUUGUGGGUACGCUUGA
Molecule: messenger RNA, 468 nt
Organism: Linum tenue
Lineage: Eukaryota; Viridiplantae; Streptophyta; Magnoliopsida; Malpighiales; Linaceae
Source: the annotation of a GenBank genome assembly